Messenger RNA from Beta vulgaris subsp. vulgaris (sugar beet), 1868 nucleotides. Its product is annotated as protein JINGUBANG. The transcript has a single exon. Lineage: Eukaryota; Viridiplantae; Streptophyta; Magnoliopsida; Caryophyllales; Amaranthaceae. The record is from RefSeq and is a predicted model, not a curated record. The coding region runs from base 197 to 1594 and encodes 465 amino acids. Gene Ontology annotation, molecular function: protein binding.
UCCCUUCAUCUUCCUAACUUCAUAACAACCUUCUGUUUUCUUCAACCGUUCUCAUUUCUCUUAAAAAAAAUAGCAAACUCUCCCAAUAAUUUUUUUUGAUGACACACUAAAUCAAUAACAUUUUUGUUUAGGGAGAAAAAGAGUUAAACAUACUCAUACAUACCUUAAGAAACAAAAACAACAAAAAGAAUUGAGUAUGUAUAAUUCCGGGAGCAUAGAAAGAUCUCAAUAUGCAACCAUGUAUUCUAAUCCCAAUCUUCCGAGAACGGGCGACGAAAGCAUCGAUUAUUCGGCUCGAGAGAGUAGUUUUUCGGCGUUCGGAGGUAACUCUUUUAUCGAUGAUAAUCCAAGGAUGAGUGCUGAGAUGUCUCCGAUGAUGAUGUCUCCUUGGAAUCAGGUAUCUCCAUUUACUAAAUCUAAUUGGUCUCAACAAUCUGAUAAUAAUCCGUCGUUCGAUUCGGGUCAACAAAGUGCACUAGUGGGUUCUCUUGUACGAGAAGAAGGCCACAUUUAUUCUUUAGCUACUAAGGGUGACUUAUUGUAUACUGGGUCCGAUAGUAAAAAUAUUCGAGUUUGGAAGAAUCUUAAGGAAUUUUCCGGGUUUAAAUCCGCUUCUGGAUUGGUUAAAGAUAUUGUUAUAGCGGGUGGAAAGAUAUUCACGGGUCAUCAAGACGGUAAGAUCCGAGUCUGGAAAGUCUCACCUAAGAACCCUAGUAUACAUAAACGAUCAGGGUCGUUACCAACGUUGAAGGACUUAUUUAAAGCAUCAAUAAAACCAAGCAAUUACGUCGAGGUGAAACGACACCGUAGCUCAUUAUGGAUUAAGCAUUCAGACGCAAUUUCAUGCCUUAGCAUGAGCGCGGAACAAGGGAUAUUAUACUCAUCAUCAUGGGAUCGGACUUUUAAGGUAUGGCGAAUAUCCGAUUCGAAAUGUCUCGAAUCAGUGGCAGCUCAUGAGGAUGCUGUGAACUCGGUUGUAGCGAGUUCGGAAGGAAUGGUUUUCACGGGAUCCGCUGAAGGGACAGUAAAAGUAUGGAGAAGAGAAAUGCAAGGUAAGGUAACAAAACAUUUCUUUGUUCAGACACUACUUAAGCAGGAAUGUGCUGUUACUGCGCUAGCUGUGGAUCCUACAGGGUCCAUAGUGUACUGUGGUUCAAGCGAUGGAAUGGUGAAUUUCUGGGAACGAGAGAAAAAUCUAGCCCACGGUGGUGUUCUAAGGGGUCAUAAGCUAGCAGUCUUAUGUCUCUCGGCUCGAGCUCGACUCGUGUUCAGUGGCUCCGCUGAUAAGACCAUCUGUGUGUGGCGUAGGGAAGGCACGGUGCAUACGUGCCUGUCCGUCUUAACCGGCCACAACGGGCCGGUUAAGUGCUUAGCUGUGGAGGAUGACAAGGAUGCCAAGGGCCACCGGUAUAUAAUAUACAGUGGAAGCCUUGAUAAGUCUGUUAAGGUAUGGAACAUUGCAGAUCAAGAGGGAGUUUAUCCUAUGGGUAUGGGAAUGGGAAUGGGAAUGGGAAUGGGAAUGAUGCAGCAGCAGCAAGUAAUGGAUGAUUCUACAUCGGAAUCAUUGAGGUCCGAUCGUAGCUCACAAGUUUGAUUAACACAACAUUUGAUAUUGAUAUGAUUUGAUCACCUCGGUAUGAAAUGAAAUGUGUAUGAAUGAGGGUAAAUGGAAAGGGAAAUCUGAUUAUGGAGAUAAUUGUUAUUUUGAUUAAUUAUAUUUGAUCUAAAUGCUUGUUUGACAUUUUAAGACAUGGUAAGUAAAUGUCUUGUUAACCAUGUAAUUGUAGUUUUUUAUUUCUUCACAUUGGAUUCGGCCGGAGAAACAAAUAUUUGAUUUUACUUCUUGUAAUCUUCCUACGUACCUCAAA